This is a messenger RNA of Solanum lycopersicum (tomato), 843 nucleotides long. RefSeq lists its product as uncharacterized. The record is from RefSeq and is a predicted model, not a curated record. Lineage: Eukaryota; Viridiplantae; Streptophyta; Magnoliopsida; Solanales; Solanaceae.
AUGGGUGAUAUUUCAACUAACGUGAAUGCUAGUAACUCCUUAAAACGACCAGACUUCAAUAGCCCUUUCUACCUACAUCCAUCUGAAAAUGCUGCUUCUACCUUGCUUCCUGUAGUGUUUGAUGGAACUAGUUACAGAUCAUGGAGACGAGCAGUUCUUAGAGCAUAUGUUAAGAAUAAAACUGGAUUCAUCAAUGGCAAGAUUGUCAAACCAAGCUUUAUAGAUCCAGCAUUCAUGCAGUGGGAGAGAUGUGAUGAUAUGGUGACAUCUUGGAUCCUAAAUUCCCUCUCCCCAGAGCUGCGAGAUAGCCUACAAUAUGUUAACAAUGCUAAGGAAUUAUGGGAGGAAUUGGAACAUAGAUAUGAUCAGACUAAUGAAUGCAAACUAUAUCAAUUGCGGAAGGAAAUAAAUGACUUGUUGCAAGGUACUUUAGAUAUUACUGGUUACUAUACUAAAAUGAAGAAAUUAUGGGAGGAAAUGAGUGCAAUUGAUGUCAAUUCACAGUGGAACAUCCUCAUUAUGUCUACUUUGCCUACAAUGGCACAUGAAUUUGCUAUACUGUCACAAGAAAAGAGGCAGAGAGAAAUGAAGCCUCUAAAUCAUAUGGCCUUGGAGUCCACUUCACUUAAUGCUUCUAUGUUAUCUCAAAAUAAUGCAACAAACUCUAGUAGAGGAAGCACAAGUAGGGGAAAUGGAAGCUACAACAACACUGGCAACUUCACCAAUAACAAUACUGGCAAUUUCAACAACACUAAUACCUAUAAGGGAAACUCUAAUGCUGGUAAUAGAUCAAAUAUGUUUUGUGAAUAUUGCAAACGAACUGGACAUGUCAAAGAUGGGUGA